Molecule: messenger RNA, 1979 nt
Organism: Pogoniulus pusillus (Red-fronted tinkerbird)
Lineage: Eukaryota; Metazoa; Chordata; Aves; Piciformes; Lybiidae
Gene: POLR3D
Product: RNA polymerase III subunit D
Exons: 9
Coding region: 357-1601 (414 amino acids)
Biological process (GO): tRNA transcription by RNA polymerase III
Cellular component (GO): RNA polymerase III complex
Molecular function (GO): DNA binding
Source: RefSeq, a predicted model, not a curated record
AUGCCCACGCGUGACACCCCCACACUCACCCAGCGGGGCUGCAGCCUUGCCAGGCGCCCCUCUGGAUUUCAAGAGACCCUAAGGGGGUGGCUGCAGCCCUGGCAGCUGUGGGGAGGCUAAAUGAGGGAGGGGAGCGGGGGGCGAUCCCCCUCCCCAAUUUCCCUCCCUGCGCUGCCUGCCGUGCCCGGUCCCAGACCCGGACACUGCCCGGAACAAAGAUGGCGCCGCCACCUUCCGGACGAGACCGGGCACUGCCAGGCGGAAAGGUGACUGCGUCCAAUUGACGAGCGCAGCGUGCCCUUAACAAAGAUGGCGGCGACAGCAUCGCGCCGGGCCGGGACAGUCGCCCGGCACGCAUGCGCAGUGGGGAGCGGCGGCGCCGUGCCCGGGCAGGGGCCAGGCUGAAGAUGGCAGAGGGGGGCUCGGGCGAUGCCAGCUCGGGGGGCAGCCUUCGGCCGGGGCUCCCUGCGGCACGGGGGCUGCUCGGGAGGCGUCCUGCUGCCCCCUCCCUCAGCCCCGGGCGCCUGCCCUCCAUCCGCUCCCGAGACCUCACCCUGGGGGGGGUCAAGAAGAAAACCUUCACCCCCAACAUCAUCAGCAGGAAGAUCAAGGAAGAGCCCAGGGAGGAUGUGGCCAUCAAGAAGGAGAAGAAGGAGCGGGACCGGGACCGGCAGCGGGACGGGCACGGCCGCGGCAGGGGGCGCCCGGAGGUGAUCCAGUCCCACUCCAUCUUCGAGCAGGGACCUGCUGAAAUGAUGAAGAAAAAAGCAGGCUCAUGGGACAAGACUGUGGACGUGGCAGACUUUGGUCCUUCCCACAUCAUCAACAUCAAGAAGGAGAAGAGGGAGACAGAUGAGGAGACGAAGCAGAUCCUGAGGAUGCUGCAGAAGGAUGAUUUCCUCGAUGACCCAGGGCUGAAGAACGACAUCAGGAACAAGCCUGUGCAGCUGCCCCUGGCACACUCGGGUUGGCUCUUCAAGGAGGAAGGGGCAGAGCAGGAGGACACCAAACCCUGGCUGCCUGGUCCCAAGGAGGAGAAGAUGGAGCUGGACCCACCAGCAGUGCAAGUGAAAGAAGAGCCUUGCGACGAGGAACCUCUGCCCAAGGCUGAGCCCAGCAGGGGACCUCCUGACUUCCCACGGGACGUCCCCGUGGCCGAGCUGCUGCAGAGGCUGAGCCUGUCAGCUGAGGAGGAGGAGCUGCUCUUCCUCCAGCUGCCCGACACACUGCCCGGCCAGCCGCCCACCCACGACACCAAGCCCAUCAAGACAGAGCUGCAGAACGAGGAGGGCCAAGUGAUGGUGGUGAAGCAGGAGAAGAGCCAGGAGGCGAGGCAGGCGGAGAACACCUGCACCCUGGCAGACCUCCCCGAGGGGCAGGUGGGGAAGCUGCUGAUCAGAAAGUCAGGAAAGGUGCAGCUGGUGCUGGGCAAGGUCACUCUGGACGUGACCAUGGGGACCCCCUGCUCCUUCUUACAGGAGCUGGUGUCGGUUGGCAUCGGGGACAGCCGCACGGGCGAGAUGAUGGUCCUGGGCCACGUGAGGCACAAACUGGUCUGCUCCCCGGACUUCGAGGCGCUGCUGGAGCACCGCCACCGGUAGCCACGGGGGCAGCCAGGGGCAGUGCCAGCCCCGCAGCCCGUGUGGGGACCCUGCAGCACCCUGGCUCUGCCCCCCCCCCCCCGCCACCUGCCAGCCAUGCCCUGGGGACGUGGAGAGCUGUCUGCUGCCGGCGUGGGCACAGCUAUGGCUCCUGCCUCCUUCCCAGCCCUGCAGUGGGGCAGAACUGAGGCUGGGGGCUCUGGUUCUGCUCCCCACCCUGUGUGUGAGGCAGGGGCUGCAGCUGCCUGCAUCUCACUGAUUCCUGGACGUGUGGGACUGUGGUGUCCCCCCCCCAGCUCUCCAGCAGCUCUGGGGAGCAGGACACACCUCUGGGGAUAAAUGUGGAAUAAAAUCCUCUUUUCUUUGUCCCCUUCUCCA